AUGAACAACUUCGGCGUCUACGAACUCGCCAGCGCGAAACGCACCUCCGCCCCGGGAUGGGCCUACGUCCCCGACACGGGCGUCAACCCGGCCGCUGCCGCCCUCCAGCCCGCGAACCGGAAACGCGCCGCGCGCAACAAGGCCAACCCCUCCGCCUCGGACCUGAGCGUCAGGCAGGAGGCCAAGAUCCGGAAGGAGCUCGAGGCGCUCGACAAGGACUGCGGCCGGGACGCGUCGAUCCCCGUACCGGCCAAGGGCGGUAGAGCCCAGACGAAAAGCACCCCCAACGUCCGCAAAAUCCUCCAGUCCCAAAAGACGUUCCACAACCACCUCGACGACCACCUCGCGCUCCUCUCCCACGCCGAGAACGCGCCCGCCCCGCACCCGAACCAGCACACCAAGCGCAACGCGGCGGCGAAGCGCUCCAAGACCUCGACGCCGAAGCCCUCUGCCGCGGCGGAGCUCGAGGACGUCGAGAUGACGCCCGCGCCGCCCCCCGCCGAAGAAGACUCCGCGGAGGCCCCCGCACCCGUGCUGGCCCCGUACGACAAGCCCCCGCCGCCCGCGCACCCGGGCGACGACGACCCGCUGCUAGCGUCCAGGGUGCCGGAGCCGCCGACUGACGAGGAGCUGCGGUGGCUGCUGCGGCAGCCGAUGCUGAGCUUCUGGGACGCGAGGGCCGAGUGGGCCGACGAGGACACGAGGUACCCGACGCGGACGUUCUGCGAGGUGUGCGGGUACUGGGGCCGGGUCAAGUGUAUGAAGUGCGGGACGAGGGUCUGCGCGCUGGAUUGUCUGGAGACGCAUCGCGAGGAGUGCGCAACGAGAUACGGCUAUUGA
Colletotrichum karsti is the source of this 840-nucleotide messenger RNA. RefSeq lists its product as uncharacterized. Gene Ontology annotation, biological process: chromatin remodeling. Gene Ontology annotation, cellular component: Swr1 complex. Lineage: Eukaryota; Fungi; Ascomycota; Sordariomycetes; Glomerellales; Glomerellaceae. The transcript has 2 exons. Bases 1 to 840 code for a protein of 279 amino acids. The record is from RefSeq and is a predicted model, not a curated record. Gene Ontology annotation, molecular function: nucleosome binding.